AUGGCGGUGGCUACCUCGCGGGCACAGCUGUUCAAGGACAAGGGAAACGGAUGCGUGCGGAGAGGUGAGCUGGCGCUGGCGGUUCAGUGGUACGACAAGGCUCUCGAGGUGCUUGGCGAGGUCGACGCAGGUAGCGAGCUGGCUCAAACUGCGGCGGCCAUUCUGGGCAACAAGUCGAUGGCAGCUGGCAAGAUGGCGGCGUGGGACGAGGCACUGGCGGCGGCGCAGGAUGCUGCCCGCCUCCGGCCGGACUGGCCCAAGGCCCACUACCGAGUCGGCCAGGCGCACGCUGCGCUUGGCGCUCACGCCGCCGCUAUCGCCGCAUUGACCGCCGGCCUCGCGCUCGCGCCCAACGAUGCCGCGCUGACCAAGGCGCUGGCCGAUGCCGAGGCGGCGGCGGCGGCAGCGGCGGCGGCAGGUACAGGCGGAGAGUCAGGCCGAGGCCCUGGAGGUGCGGCGCCGGCUCGGGCGUCGGUGGCCGAGGAGUCGGCGGCGGCGGCAGCGAUGGUCAUCAGUGACGCGCCGUCAGCCAAGGCCAAGGGAAACGCGCUGUUCAAGCUUGGCAAGUUUGAAGCCGCGCUGGAGGCAUACUCUGAGGCGCUGGCGCGUGCAAAGGCAGACGACGACGGGCGCGCGGUGUACCAUCUCAACGCCGCAGCAUGCUACAUGCAGCUGCGCCGGUUUGAAGACGUUGUCGCCGCUUGUGACGCUGCGCUGGCGCUGGGCCAGCUGGCGGACACCAGCAAGGCGCUCCUCCGCCGCGCCAUGGCCCACGACGCCAUGGACAACCCGGCCGGAGCCUAUGCUGACUUUAUGGCGGUGAUGGCUAGCGGCAAGCUUGCGCCCGAGUUCCAGGCCCGUCUCUCACGGCUGCGCAAGGCGCUCAAGGCUGACGGCAAGCUCUGA
Messenger RNA from Thecamonas trahens ATCC 50062, 906 nucleotides. RefSeq lists its product as uncharacterized. Gene Ontology annotation, molecular function: protein binding. The record is from RefSeq and is a predicted model, not a curated record. The transcript has a single exon. NCBI's taxonomy places the organism in Eukaryota, Apusomonadida, Apusomonadidae. Bases 1 to 906 code for a protein of 301 amino acids.